This is a messenger RNA of Macrosteles quadrilineatus (aster leafhopper), 2315 nucleotides long. RefSeq lists its product as uncharacterized. NCBI's taxonomy places the organism in Eukaryota, Metazoa, Arthropoda, Insecta, Hemiptera, Cicadellidae. Gene Ontology annotation, molecular function: protein binding. The coding region runs from base 64 to 1884 and encodes 606 amino acids. The record is from RefSeq and is a predicted model, not a curated record. The transcript has 3 exons.
ACAGUUGCAGACGCAAACGUUCAAGAAAGACGUUGGAAACAACGCCGAUUCCUCUCGGAAAGAAUGGAUUCAGAAAGAAUGGCAAUGGAGAAUAAAAAAUCUUCCAAACUCAAUUUUACUCCAGGUGGACUAAAACAGAAAUUUUCAUCGACGAAUGAUCAUAAAAACUACCCAAUCUUGGGACGGGGUGAAGGUGAUGUUAAUGUUAAUUUCGAUCUGUCUAAAGUAAGUAUGGGAUCAUCAAACAACUGUCAAUUGACUCAACAUGGAGUAAGCUUGUUUCCAUCUGCACCACAACGUCAAAACUGUUACAAUUCAGGCUUCUUUGAAGGCAAUCUUAGUACACCCAAUGGAAAUCUUUUCAACAUUGGAUGUGAAACAAGCUCUGUGCCUCCUGCAAACGAAAUGUGUGCUUCCUUUGGGAACCCAUUUGCCCUCUCCAUGAGCAACUGUUUUCCAGUGAAUAUCCAGCAGACGAUGCCUGUAACCUCUCCUCUAAUCAAUAACCAGUUUUCCCACGUCAACUCCAAUCCUUACCAAAAUGCUGUCAGCAGCUGUUUGGAGAAGCCAAAGCCAAACCCGAUACUCUGUACUGACCUUGAUUUUGAUGGAAACCUAGCUAAAAACAGUUAUAUGAAACCUGGCCAAUAUGCUCCACCACAGAAACCACCUUGUAUUCAGAAAACGGUGAGUAAUUCUGUUCCUAUCUCAGAUAUUCCAAUUGUCGGAAUCCCUUUCCUUUACACUACUCAACAGUCCGACUCUCAACAGCCGAGUAUCGAGUUACAAACUGGAUAUUCGAAAUUAAAAGUAUCAAAAUGUAUCGAAGAUACUGAUAACACCCUUGUAUCAGACAAUUCUAUGGUAGGGUGUUUAAAAGAAUCGUAUUUAGGUAAUAACGUGGGUGACGUUUCAAACUUGAAGUCUUCUGAAGUGUCUACAACGUCACACUUUCUGCUUGACGACAACAACUGGAACGGUUUAAUUGGAGACGACAUGAAAGUAAAUAACGAUUUCGAUAUCUCAAGUCCUUCGAGCAGUGGUAGUUCUGAAACCGAUCCAUCAAUAAUUGUCGAGCUGAAAAAUACAUCGACAGAUUGGCUAGUUGAUUCGUUAAAGAAAAUUUCUCUAGAGGGUGAACAGUCGUUGAAGAGUUCUGCUGUGGAAGAUAAAGUACAAGACCAAGUUGAACGGACUAACCCAAGUGACGGUUGUAACGGACAAGAUAAACAAAGUCUUCAACCUCAAUUUGCGUUGACCCAUUCUACACGAGAUGUUACUGAACAAAACAAAGACGGUAUGGUACAAAAUAACCCUGAGAAACCCAGCCAACUAUUAAAAACUAACACUGAACACUAUCAAAAGAAACCAAAGAAGAUCAAAAAUGGACGAGAGUCUUAUAACUUGGCGGAUCGAAGAAGUCAUUCAAGUCACGGUAGACCAGAGACUAUGGUGUUUGCAACUUCUAUGAGCGACAAAGUCACGUGCCAACUUGAAGAAAUUCUGAACUGCAUUUGGAAUACGCCAGCUGCUACUUUGAUCGAAGAUGGAAUCAGAAAUGAAAAGGAGGGGGCAAGGCUGGAGCUGAGGGUGAGAAGUCCCCUGUAUUUUCAAGCGAUGAGAUGCAAGUUAAGCAACAGAAGCUAUGACACUUUGGACCAGGCGCUCUCGGAUUUUCACCAAUACUUCAUUGACAUUAGAAGUAGAAACAAGGGAGAUAAAAUGUGCAGCGACGCGGUCGAUGCUUUGGAACAGAUAUUUUUCGAUCAGGUGGAAAAACAUUUUGGCCUCACAUACCAAGCUCUGUCCCAAAAUGGCUGCCACUUUGGUGAAAACACAAUCAACAAGGCUAGAAAACAAAAGAAAACGCCCCGGAGAUUUUGACAUUGAUCAAGAUCUGAUUUUUAGCGUUUUCGUAGACUUUUUAGGAAUUAUUUUCUCGAGUUUUUUGCAGUACCUGAUCAUUUAGUUUUGUUCUUUUUCUGUGAUAUGAAUACUAGUUGAUAUUUAUUGUUAGGUAACCUUAUAAAUUGCAAUCGUCUUAAGUUUUUUUCUUAUUAGAAGAAAUGACGCUUGAAAUAUAGUUAAAAAUCGUAUAUUAAUUGUCUUCGUGGUGAUGUAUAGUGACUACCACAGUGUUUUGUUAUUUAUAUUUUUCUUUUACUCGAGCUUCGUUCUCGUGAUCUAAGUUUGGUUUUACCGUUCGAAUUUUUGAUUCUUUUUAGGUGUAUUUCUUUGGAAAUUGUCCAUCGUAAGAUUUGUUGUAUAGCGUAUUUUUGUACUAACAGUGGCAAGAGUAUAUAACUAGUCUUUGU